AUGGCAACGCGAAUAGAUGAAAUUUCGCUCUCUACGGCGGGCGGCAGCAUUGCCCAAAAGAUGGAUCCAGCCAGUACGAUGAUGGAGGAAACAGCACCAGAAGAACUCGAACUAGUGCCAACAACCUACGCCCAAGCAUUCCAGAUCUUCUUCUUUUCAUCCCAUGGCACGGGACCACUCCUCGUCAGCAUUUCUCUGGUAAUCAUGCUCGCCACAAGGAUGAUGCUGCUGGGGCCACUGUCUUGGAUGGACGCUGCAGUGUUUAUGGGCUCCAUUGUGUUUUGGUCCAUCCAGGAACAUUUUCUUCAUGCACAGGUACUACACUCCAAAGUGGACUGGUAUGGCAAGCAAAUCCAUCAGGCCCACCACGACAAACCAUACUUCAAUAUCACAAUCGACCCUGCACCCAUGAUGCUCAUAUGGAUGGCAACGGCAGGAGCUUUGCUUCGGUGUCUCUUUCCUCUCCCCAUUGCCAUUUCAGCCACUCUGGGGUAUGCCAUGGCGGGGUUGUUUUACGAAUGGGCACACUUUAUCGUACACACCAAAGUACGACCGGGCAGUGCCUUUAUGAAGCAAGUGCGAGACAAUCACAUGAGGCAUCAUCAAAUCGACACAAAGUACUGGUUUGCCUUCUCGUUGCCAUUGGUAGAUGAUCUCUUUGGCACCAACCCAGAUGUAAGACAAGUUGUGAAACAAAAGAGAGCCGCUGCAAAAAUGGCAAAAACACACACAAAGCAAUCAUAG
Messenger RNA from Seminavis robusta, 744 nucleotides. The record is from the annotation of a GenBank genome assembly. NCBI's taxonomy places the organism in Eukaryota, Bacillariophyta, Bacillariophyceae, Naviculales, Naviculaceae.